This is a messenger RNA of Petromyzon marinus (sea lamprey), 7969 nucleotides long. Its product is annotated as mitogen-activated protein kinase kinase kinase 9-like. The record is from RefSeq and is a predicted model, not a curated record. Lineage: Eukaryota; Metazoa; Chordata; Hyperoartia; Petromyzontiformes; Petromyzontidae. Gene Ontology annotation, biological process: protein phosphorylation. Gene Ontology annotation, molecular function: ATP binding; protein binding; JUN kinase kinase kinase activity.
GGACUUAAAUGGCGAGGGGCGGGGCUUGUGGGUCUCGGGGUCACGUGGGUCAGAGUACGCGCGUAAUGGCGGCAUCGCGGCGGCGGCUGGGAGUGCGUGGGGCCGACGAUGUGAGGAUGAGUUGAGAGUGGCGAGCCCCGGAGAAAGCGCGGCGACUCCCGAGGAGAACGACGACGAAGAACGACGACGAAGAGGACUCCGGCGGUUGGUUGCGGCAGCAGCAACGAGCAGCAGCAACCAGCAGCAGCAAGAGAGGCAGCGGCAACACAAGAGUCGAUCGAGCCCGCAAUCGUUACAAUAGUCGUGUUUGCUUGCCUACUGCUUUGCGCCGUGGCUGUGGACGUGAAAGAAUAAACGCCACCAUCAUCAUUAGCAUCGUCUUAUCAGUAACACCAUCACGGCAUCUCCAUCGUAUAGUCCAUCUCCGUCAUCACCUCGCAUCGGCAUCAUCUCCACCUCGAAUCAACCCGACCGUUGUCUCUUCAUUCUUUCCAUCACCGCCGCUGUCAUCACCUCCAUACCCCCUGUUGUCCUCAUCGUCAUCUUUUCCAUCAUCCUCCACAUCAUCGCCUCCGACGGCUGGACCUCUGCGAGCAAGGUUCUGGGCUGCAAGGGGAGGCUGAAGGAGGAGGCAGUAGUGGCGGUGUUUGCCACGGGCUAUGUACGCCGGCUGCGAUCUCUGGACUGGGGAUUCCUCAUAACCCUUUGGUCAUCACCGUCCUCGUCCCCUGGACGUCUUUGGGCAACUCUUUGCACAUCACUUUAAAGUCCGCCACCCUUCCCCGUUAAUUGGCAUCCUCUUGUUUCUGCACUUCGCGUGUUCUUGAGUCGUCGUUAACGUCCGGGACCGGUUCACCGUCAGCAGCCCUCCCGCACCAGAGACUCCAACCCUCGCCACAUCACCGAUCGUCUCUCCAACAUCUCAGAGCAGCAACUUGAUACCCGCGUCUUUUCCACGACCUUUUUUUUUAAUUUGCUCCCCGUUAUAGACGAACACUAACGAGAAUCUUCAAAGGAGAUAUUCCGCCCCGUCCACCUCGGACCUUUCUUCGUAAUUCCUCCUCGGUCCGCUCCACCCCACCCCCCGCCACUGGUUCCUCCACCAGCGCCCAUUCCCUCUCUCCUGCACCUCUCUCCUGCACCCCCCCUACCCCCCCAUUCCUCCACCCUCCUCCAUCUCGUCCCCUCCUCCAUCUCGUCCCCUCCUCCCUUUGAUGCCGCGGCCGGGCCGGGCGGCGAGGCCUCCUGGGCGCCCCCCAUGCAGGAGGAGGACGCGGCGGGGCCCGCGGGGGUCCAGGCCGAGUCCCCUAGCCGGGUACCCGAGGGCUCUGUGAGACCCCGUGGCGGCACCAACCCCUUCCUGUGGACCGCGGUCUUCGACUACGAGGCGAGCGCCGAUGACGAGCUCACCUUGCGGCGGGGCGACCAGGUUGAAGUCCUCUCCAAGGAUGCGAAGGUGUCGGGCGACGAGGGCUGGUGGACGGGAAAGAUCGAGGAUCGAGUUGGCAUCUUCCCCAGCAACUACGUCACACGGAAGCCCAGCUUCAACAGGCUGCAGAGGACGAAGCCUUGCGACUACGUGCCCCCCGUGGAGAUUGCCUUCACGCAGCUCCUGCUCGAGGAGAUCAUUGGCGUUGGCGGAUUUGGGAAGGUUUACCGAGGCCUCUGGCAGGAGGAGGAGGUGGCAGUGAAGGCAGCGCGGCAAGACCCCGACGAAGAAAUCAGCGCCACGGCCGAGAGCGUGCGGCAGGAGGCAAAACUCUUCUCCAUGUUGCGACAUGACAACAUCAUCGCGCUGCGCGGGGUCUGCCUGCAGGAGCCCAACUUGUGCCUGAUCAUGGAGUACGCGCGUGGCGGGCCGCUGAACCGUGCUCUGGCAGGGCGGCGCAUCCCGCCGCACAUCCUCGUCGACUGGGCGGUGCAGAUCGCUCGCGGCAUGCUCUACCUGCACGACGAGGCCAUUGUCUCCAUCAUCCACCGCGACCUCAAGUCCAGCAACAUCCUGCUGCUGGAGCGCAUCGAGAACGACGACAUCAGCAAGAAGACGCUGAAGAUCACAGACUUUGGGCUGGCACGAGAGUGGCACCGCACCACCAAGAUGAGCCAGGCUGGCACGUACGCGUGGAUGGCGCCCGAGGUCAUAAAGUUUUCAAUGUUCUCCAAGGGCAGCGACAUUUGGAGCUACGGUGUGCUGCUGUGGGAGCUGCUGACCGGCGAGGUGCCGUACCGCGGCAUCGACGGCCUCACCGUGGCUUACGGCGUCGCUGUGAACAAGCUCACGCUGCCCAUCCCCUCCACCUGCCCAGAGCCAUUUGCCAAGCUCAUGGCCGACUGCUGGAAGGCAGACCCACACGCACGCCCCUCCUUCGCCUCCAUCCUGGAGCAGCUCACAGCCAUCGAAGAGUCCAUUCUGCUCGAGAUGCCCCCGGAGUCGUUCCACUCCAUGCAGGAGGACUGGAAGGUGGAGAUCCAGCACAUGUUCGACGACCUCCGAGCCAAAGAGAAGGAGCUUCGCAGCUGGGAGGAGGAACUGACGCGCGCGGCCGUGCAGCAAAAGACGCAGGAGGAGUGCCUGCGUCGGCGCGAGCAGGAGCUGGCGGAGCGUGAGAUCGACGUGCUGGAGCGCGAGCUCAACAUCCUCAUCCACCAGCUUAACCAGGAGAAGCCGCGUGUCAAGAAGCGCAAGGGCAAGUUCAAGCGCAGUCGCCUCAAGCUCAAGGACUGCAACCGCAUCAGCCUGCCGUCCGACUUCCAGCACAAGAUCACGGUGCAGGCUUCGCCCACCGUCGAGAAGCGCCGCAGCCUCAUCAACAGCAGCUCAUCGAGCCCGCCGGGCAGCCCCACCAUCAAGCCGCGGCUCAGGGCCAUACAGCUCACGGGAUCCGAGGGGCAGUCAGGGUUCCCCAGCCCCCAGCGCAACAGCUACGUGUACCAGCAGGACGUUGACAUCACCAGCGAGUGCGCUCUGUCUGAUGGCGCUGCGAAAGCCGCGGUGGAGAAGCGCGAGGGGACCAGGACGUGGGCGCACGGGUCGGUGUGCUCGCGCCCUCGCUCGCAGCAUGAGGAAGACGAGGCGGAGCGCAAGGGCCAGCGCAAGAAGGGUCGCACGUGGGGGCCCAGCACCAUGCAGCAGCCACGCGAGAGGGGCUCCUGGGAGGACAGGUUUGUUCCAGCUGCCGAACCCCUCAUGGUGUCGCCCGAGCCCCAACGCCUGAAUGGCAGUGACGAAAGGCUCACGCCGUUGUCGGAUGAGAACAAGCAGUGGUCGUCGAGCACUCCCAACCUGGGCAAGACGCCGCAGCGAGCCAGUCUGCCCGCGGCUGUGGGCUUCUCAUGCCUGCACGAGACGGGCGAGAGUGGCGACGCCGUGCCCUCGCCCGAGCCCCAGGCCAGCUCGGACCCCACGCCUCAGGCGACGGGUGCACAACUCGAGCUCCCGCUCACGGGCGCACGCAACUCGUGGCCUGGGAACGGCGCCAUUGCCGCCAUUGCCGUCGCCGCCGCUGUCGCCACCGCCUCCCCCGCCGUGGCGUGCGGACAAGGGAGCGACACCACCGAGGAGCCCACGCCCGUUAACUCGGCCUCCAGCACGCCGCAGGUGACCCCGACAAACAGCCUGAAGCGGCAGCCUACCCAGCGCAAGCGCUGCGAGCUGGCGCUGCUGGACUGCGCCGCCGUGCUGGCAUCGGUGGUGCUGGGCGUGGACAUACGUGACGUGUGGAAGCAGCAGGUGCUGGGCGGGCUUCCCGAUGACCUUGAACCAGCGGAACGGGACCGCUCGGCGGACCGCGGUGUCGGGGUCGGCGUUGGGGUGGGCGUAGGCUCCACCAAAAAGAAGGAGGGCCUCUUCCAGCGCACGGGCCGCUUCCGCCGCAGCUCCAGCCCGCCGAGCCGCAAGCCCACCAAGAAGGAGGAGGCGGCGGCAGCGGCGCUGGCGGCGGCCGCGUCGGGGCCCGGCGGCGAGCCGCACGCGUCGGUCACGCUCGACUCGCUGUCGUCCAUCUCCGAGUGCAACUCGACGCGCUCGCUGCUGCGCUCGGACAGCGACGAGAUCGAGACUCCGCCGAGCGUCGACUCUCCGCCGACGCCGGGCGGCGGCGUGGCGCUGCGCGUGACGGCAGCUGCCCCCCGCUCGCCGUCUUCGUCGUCGUCGCCGUACGAGGACGCCGGGAUGGCCGCGGCGGUGUCGCGCACGCGUAAUCCGCUCGUGGACUGCCGCGUGGAGAGCUUCAAGCGCGAGCCGGGCCAGUCGCUCACGCCCACGCACGUGCUGCUCCCCGCGGCGGCCGGCGCCGUGGCCAGGAGGCACCGGAGGACUCCGUCGGACGGCGCGCUGCCGGGGCAGAACGGGCCGGCGCACCAGCGCACGCCAUCGGACGGCAGCGAUGGGGGUUUCCCUCCGACGACCAACGGCGUGGGCGAGGGCCCAUGCCACGGGCUCCCGCGCCUGCCGGAUCCACGGUCGAUGCUGGCGCCGGCCCCGCGGCGCCACCCAUCAGACGACGCUUCUCACGACCCCGCGCUGGAGCGCCCCCGCACGCUCGAGUUCACACCGCGGCCCCGACCCUCGCCCGGCGGCGGCACCGGCGGCUCGGCGUCAGGCGGGGCCGGCCCCGCGGCGGCGGGGACGGCACGCAGCCGCAUCGACCCCUGGCGCUUCAUGUCGCCGGGUGGCCGCCAUGACGGCGGCACCGACUCCCCGGCCAGCAACUCCGGGACGGCCACACCGACAGGCAGUGCCGGCGACUUCGGCGCGCCCGCGCACCUCCGCGCCAGCUACUCUUCGCCGGCACACCACGCGCUGCCGCCCACCUUUCGGCAGUCGAGCUUCGACGGCGACGCGCAGCACCACUGCCAUCGCCACCAGCACCAGCCGCAUUGGCAGUUGGGUGCCGCCACCGGCGGCGAUCACCACUUGGGCGUGGUGUUGCGCCAGCAGCAUCAUCGCGGGCUAGCGGGUGAAACGGAGGCCGAGGCGCACUCUCCGUUCCGUGCGUUGGGCGCCGUAUCUCCGCAACACCUGCUGCUGGCGCGUCGCUCCACCGAGCCGGCGUUUAGUGUCGGCGGUCGUGGCGGCGCCUUAUCGCCUGCCGCCGGAGACCCCUUCUGCACGUCGAGCAGCGUGGGCACCCUGCUCGACAUGGACGUGGAAGGGCAGAGCCAGGACGGGACGGUGCCGCUGUGCGAGCCGAAUUUGUGAAUUUUCCCCGCCGGGUGGGCGAAGCGGCGGGAGGAGGGGCCUUUGGGCAAGAACUGUUUGCGCGUGAGGUGCGGUCGCUGUGGAGUGAGGGCGAAGCGAGCGGUGAGGUUUUGCCGGCCAUGGGGCCGCACCCUGCUAGCAUCCCUUGGAAAACUGUGAUGGGAACUAAAAACAAAACAAGCGACAAACUCCCUCUGCCGACCCGCACGGAAAUUACGGAAUCGCUCAGUUGCCGCGUUGCCAAUGGCGCAAAACAUAAAAUGACGAGAAACCUGAUAAUAAGUCAGUGAUAUUGAUCGCAACCCAAUGAUAAGCAAUGCGCGUGUUUAGUCGAUUCUGCAAGAGCGGGUUACGUUAUGGCCACAACGUUGGACUGCACUGCCAUUCUUUUUGCCUUGAAAGUGCUGCUGCGGCGCCCGCGUGGAACGCGGCGAGCGGAUCCCCCUUCCGCUUGUCUCGUGUGAUGGCGCUUUCUCGCACGCUCACUCCGGGCUAGCUGGCGCAAGCUGCACUCACAGGUAGCUUGAUUUGCACUGCUGUUUUGGGUUUUAUCCCCUUUUUAUUUCUAUAAACAGAGGGGGGAGCAUUUUAGCCGUGGCCAUUUUAGGGUUGGCUAAACGUUUGAAAAUAAAGUUGCCGAGACCGCUUCCAAUGGUAGCAUUCCUUGACAUGUUAAGGGGGAUAGUUUGUAGUUUCUUUAAGCCCAUGAACCACUCUGGCAAUUGCAGGGCGAUCGUGGCCAGCAAUCAUCACCGGCAAUACAUUAACCAUGAGCGACGAUGGAAGCUUGGGUGGGCAAUGGAAUGGAGUGACAGAGCUUUCUCUAGCCAAUCAAAGCAAGCCUAGAUAAUAAGUGUGUACGCCGAACAAUGAUUGAUCUACUGACUGUAAAUUAAACUGUUGAUUGUGUAUGGGGUAGGCCUAGUACUCAUCACUAGUUAUGUAAACUGGUCAUUCAGUAGCUUAUGCAGUCCAUUAUUACUAGUCGGUUAGCCAUUCACUUCGUCAAUACAAUGCAUUACAUACCAGAUCAAAUCAUUUGGUCAGAAAGCGUUCUCUUUAAUCUGUCCAGAUCCCACUCAUGCUGGAUUUGGAAGCCCCACCAUGUUUUGUCAGGCAAAGAAAGCACGACACUCUUCGGCAGUCACGUGUGCUCUUUCUCUGAUCUGAAUGGACAUUGCCACCCCGGCUGCCCGCUUUUAGGGGGCAGCUUGGUCAGAAUUAUUCAGACUUUGGGCAAUUCGAUUUUUACGCUGUGAAAUGAUUGUGCAACCAGUGCCGGUGGCGAUUGCCGGCAUCGAUUGCCCGAGUGGAUCGCGGCCUUUAGGCUUUACACCAGACAAAAAUCGGGUUCUAAAUAUUUUUGUUAUUAUCAAUGGACCAUUGCUCAAAGAUAAAGUGAAGGUUUCCUCCCAUGCAAGGCGCACAAGGCUUUUCCCACGAAUGCCAGAAAAGCCUUGCUUCCACACGUGCAUUCACGUGACACUGCUCACCCAGUCCCCCCAACUCAUUCCAGCACAGCUCUCUUCUAAAGUCUUAAACUGCUCCCCAGGUCGAUGCUGAAGGUUUAAGUUCAAGUGUUAAGUGUUUGUUUUGGGUGGUUUCAGUUUGGAUAAUUGUCGCAUAUGUCUCGGAUCGUUCUUGUCCCCAACUGCUCCCCCCUCCUGUUUUGGUCACGAACGUAGCAGCACCAUCGUUGGUGGGCCUACAAAACGUCACGUGUCUAACUUUGCACUUGACUGCAGCAGCGUGGACCGUGGAUUUAUAUCUGGUGCCUCGAACCGGACUUGAUUGAGCUGAAUUAUACUACACGCUCUCUCACCAUUCAAAGAGCUCGCUGUAGCAAAAAGAUAGUGAAUUUGAACGGACCCAUUUUCGUUGUGGAUUGGAACUGCUUGAAAUACUAACUAUCGCGAUGGGUGUUUUGCCUACAACUGUGAACUGUUCCGCUGUGCUUCCCAGAUCCCACCAAUAGAGUGGUCAAUUACAAAUUCCUGUGUUGAAAUGUCUGUUGAGGUUGUUUUCAGCGUUUUGUUAUUGUCUUUUAUCAUUUAAUCUGUCCGACAGUAAGAUGUUAUGCAUAGUCGUGUGGCAUAGGACAGCGUGUUAAGAAAUGGGGCAAUGUUUGAACCAACAUCGUCACCCAUGCUACUCAAGAAUUCUUAAACUGGUCUGAGUCACAUCUAUGCACUUUGUAGCAGCUUGCGUUCAAUUUAAUUUAAUUUUCUCCUGCUCAGAUUUUAAACUACUGAAACACUAAAUUAUUCCUAAAAAGGAACCUGACUGGGUCUGUAGCCUGUGACAAAACGUGUUUGUGCGUAAGAUCCUGUCGUAAAAGAUAAUGUUAUUUAUUUUUCGUUUUUAUUUAAUUCCCUUCCCUGCCCACCUAUUGGGCCCGUUCAAUCCCCCGAUGGGUAAUGUUUUAACAAGUAAGCGAUGGAGUACAUCUUGCUGAGAAUGCUGAAGAGUUUACACCUUCCUGUUAGCGAUGCAGCCUCCUUCCUCCUUCGCAACCCCGCACUCCGUUGCUUCAGGUGUUGUUGUUCUGAAGGCAAAUUUAGAAUAGUCAGUACUUGCUCGUUUUGCUUGUGUCAAAAUGACAUUUUCACGUCUUAAUGGGUACGACAUGAGUUAAAGUAAAUAUUAUGAUGCCCACUGAUAAUUAAUGGCUUCGCAAGUAGGUUAAGUUUUACGUAUUUCUCGGACAAGACAUGAUAGGCGGUGAUAAUUUUACGAAUAAUUGUUGAAGCAUGCCAAGGCAUUCGUUAA